This is a messenger RNA of Yamadazyma jaroonii, 942 nucleotides long. The record is from the annotation of a GenBank genome assembly. NCBI's taxonomy places the organism in Eukaryota, Fungi, Ascomycota, Pichiomycetes, Serinales, Debaryomycetaceae.
AUGUCAGAGAGAGGACCCGACCAAUGGUUAGAACAAAUUAAAAAAUGUAUCGCUUUAACAGAGAAUGAUAUGAAGCAAUUAUGUGAAUUAACUAAAGAAUUACUUAUGGAAGAAUCUAAUAUUCAACCAGUUUAUAGUCCAGUAACUGUUUGUGGAGAUAUUCAUGGGCAAUUUCAUGAUUUAUUAGAAUUAUUUAGAAUCAGUGGAGGGUUACCAACCGAAGAUAACAACAAUAAAUAUAUCUUUUUAGGAGAUUAUGUUGACAGAGGAUAUUUUUCAUUGGAAACAUUUACAUUAUUAAUGGUUUUAAAAGUCAAAUAUCCCGAUAGAAUUACCAUGGUCAGAGGUAAUCAUGAAUCAAGACAAAUUACUCAAGUUUAUGGAUUUUACGAAGAAUGUUUAACUAAAUAUGGUUCAACAACUGUUUGGAAAUAUUGUUGUCAAGUGUUUGAUUUCUUAACCUUGGCAGCAAUUAUUGAUGGUACAGUUUUAUGUGUUCAUGGAGGAUUAUCACCAGAAAUAAGAAUGAUGGAUCAAAUUAGAGUUUUAAGUAGAGCUCAAGAAGUUCCUCAUGAAGGUGGAUUCUGUGAUUUGGUUUGGAGUGAUCCAGAAAAUGUUGAUACUUGGGCAGUUUCUCCAAGAGGUGCUGGUUGGUUAUUUGGUUCAAAAGUUUCUAGAGAAUUCAAUCAUAUUAAUAAUUUAAGUUUAAUUGCCAGAGCUCAUCAAUUAGUAAUGGAAGGUUUCCGUUAUCAUUUUGCUGAUAAAGAUGUUGUCACCGUCUGGUCAGCUCCAAAUUAUUGUUACAGAUGUGGUAAUGUUGCAUCUGUAAUGCAAAUUAAUGAUCAAUCUGAACCUGAUUUUAAAAUCUUUGCUGCUGUUGAUGGUGAUUUAGCUUUCAAACCAAAUAAUAAUAAACAAAGUAGAGGGGAUUAUUUCUUAUAA